GUUUUAAUCUUUAUGCCAAUGGAUGACAUUGAAAUUCCUCAAUAUUUCAUCUGCCCCAUAUCGCUACAAAUCAUGAAAGAUCCUGUUACGGCUGUUACAGGCAUUACUUACGACAGAGAGAGCAUAGAGAAAUGGCUGAAGACGUCCAAGGACAUCACUUGCCCUGUAACAAGGCAGGUUUUGCCGUCCGGUUCUGAUUUAACGCCAAACCACACACUCCGGCGGUUGAUUCAGGCUUGGUGUACGAUGAAUGAUGGCGACGGUGGUGUCGAUAAGGUUCCGACGAUGACGAAAUCUCCUCUCUGUAAGACUCUUCUUAAAUUAAUUCGUGAAUUCGAGGUUCCUGGUUUGUAUGUAAAUGCUUUGAACAAAUUGGAAGUCUUGGCAAAGGACAUUGAAAGGAACAAGAAGUCUAUAGAGGAAGCUGGAGUUGCCAAAGCUUUGAUUUUGUUGCUGAUAAAAUGUUACAAAGAGAACAAAACCGUGGGUGCUGAACAAGCUCUGAGGAUUCUGUGUAAAAUUUGGACACCAUGCAGUGAAAUCAACGAUCUUUUGAACGAAAAUCACCAGUUCAUCAACUGUUUAACAUGGAUUCUAGAGAUCGAGAUUGAAAAUCACGUCGUUAUCAAGACACUCGCAAUGCAGGCAGUAAAACGAGUGAUAGAGGCUGCGAACACGAGGUUGUUGGAAAAAUUGAAACCUGAAUUCGUUAAGCAAAUGCUAAGAGUACUGAAACUGAAAAUUUCUCAACAAGCGACCAAAUCCGCAUUGCAGAACUUGAUCCAGAUAUGCCUUUUGGGAAGAAAUAAAUCGAAACUCGUCGAGGCCAAUACGAUCUUCGAGCUCAUCGAAUUAGAACUCGAGAAUCCUGAAAAGAACAUAUCGGAACUGAUCUUCAACCUAUUGGCACAUCUAUGUUCAUGUGCCAAAGGUAGAGCCGAGUUUCUUCGGCAUGCCGGAAGCAUAGCAAUGGUGGCUAAAAGGAUCCUAAGAGUUUUGCCGGCGACUGACGAUCAAGCGGUUUGCAUACUUUCAUUCAUAUCGAAAAAUGCAGCAACGAAAGAAGUGCUUUUGGAGAUGUUGAGGGUUGGGGCAGUGACAAAGCUUUGCAUGGUGAAUCAAGCAGAUUGUCCAACGUAUCUGAAACAGAAAGCCAGAGGAGUACUUAGAUUGCACUCUAAUUUGUGGAGUGAUUCUCCCUGUAUUGCUGUUUAUCUCUCAACCAGGUACCCAAGGUAACCUUGGUGUCAAAUAUAUAAAAAUUACUGUAGU
Hibiscus syriacus is the source of this 1272-nucleotide messenger RNA. Its product is annotated as E3 ubiquitin-protein ligase PUB23-like. The record is from RefSeq and is a predicted model, not a curated record. The transcript has a single exon. Bases 13 to 1239 code for a protein of 408 amino acids. Gene Ontology annotation, molecular function: ubiquitin protein ligase activity. Lineage: Eukaryota; Viridiplantae; Streptophyta; Magnoliopsida; Malvales; Malvaceae. Gene Ontology annotation, biological process: protein ubiquitination.